This is a messenger RNA of Arvicanthis niloticus (Nile rat), 4470 nucleotides long. NCBI's taxonomy places the organism in Eukaryota, Metazoa, Chordata, Mammalia, Rodentia, Muridae. The record is from RefSeq and is a predicted model, not a curated record.
GAAGGGACAGCUGUAAAAUUGAUAUCAGAGGAAGAGCCAAGUAGUCAGGAUGGCUUCGAAAGGAAUCCACCAUCGGUGACAUCAGAGGAAGAGCCAAGUAGUCAGGAUGGCUUCGAAAGGAAUCCACCAUCGAAUAUUUAUAAGCAAAUCCCAGCACAGGACAUUGGUUAUUUAUCAAUAACUAAAUAUCAAAGAGGAGAAAAAAUGUCAUCUCAGGAAAAAGAUUUUUCUAAGGAAUGCCCUCAAUCAAAGCCCACCAUUGUAAAGGAAGAGUCUGUUUCAAAGGAGGCCUGGGAUAUGAGUCCUGUGAAAUCAUUUUUAGAAGAUACUCCUAAAGACUAUCUUCUCUCAAAGUCUACAGUUGAGAAAAACGAUUACGUUCCAAAUGAAGUCUCUGAUAUAAAGCACGGGAAAUGGUUCCAAGAAAAUUGUUCUAAGGAAUGUGUUCAAUUGAAGCUUCCCAUUAAAGAGAGAGAUUCUUUUCCAAGAGAAGCACCACCAGUUAAGCAAGCAAAAUCACACUGUGCAGAUGAGCCUGCAUUUGUAAAGAAUUCUAGCAGAAUUACAAGAUGUAUAAGACAAAAUGCAGAAUCAUCUGUAAAAGUGACAUCAGAGGACGAUCAAAAAUGCCCCUAUGGCCAUGAGAAGAAUCAGAGAGUGCAGGCUGCGUUCAAAGGACCUCAACCAAAGGACAUUGGCUAUUUAUCCAUGGAUAAUGAUGAAAGUAGAGAAAAUUCUGCAGAAAGCCAAGAGGAAGAUUUAUGAACUACUGUAUUUUCUAUCUAAGUCCGUACAGCCUUCAACCGAAGAAGAUUCUUCUCCAAACAAAGUAUCAGCAACAAAGACAGUGAAAUCCUUCCUCACAGCAGAACCAACUACAAACGUAUCAAAAGGAGAACAAGAAUGGUGUGAUAGCAGAAAUAUGCAAAGACAGGGCAUUGGCAAUUUCUUUUUGGCUGAAGAUCAAAGGUAUGACAGCAGCAUCCAAGAUGAGGAAGAAGACUUUCCUGAAGGAUAUGUUCAAUUGAAGCCUUUGGACAAAGAGGAAGCUACUAUUGCAUGUGAAGCACCAGCAAAGAAAGAAGUAAAAACAUAUGUCACAGAACCAGAUGAAAACUUGUCAUCAGAGGAAGAGCAAGAGUGGCUUGAUUAUAGUGAAGAGGAACAUUCAGAGUUCCAGGUGGAGAAUCCACAUACUGUCUGGUUGGAGCACGUUUCAAGUGAGUCUCAACCAAGGAGCAUUGCACAGUUACCCAUGCCUAAAGAUGAAAGAGGAGGAAAUGUCAUAAUUGGCCAAGAGAAAGGCUUUCCCACUGAAUAUCCUGAAUUAAAGGCUUCCAUUGAAAAGCAAGAUUUUGUACCAACUGAAAACUCAACACGGAAUCAGGAAACAUCAUUAUUGGCAGGACCCAAAACUGAACAGCUCUGGUCAGCGGAGGAACAGACAGGAUGGCGUGGCAGUUAUAAGAAGCAGUGGAAGGUUAUAUUUGAGAGACUUCAACUGAAACGGAAUGCUCGAGUGUCAAUAGACUCACCCCAAAUUGUAAAAAAUACAAGAGCUGCUGAAUACAGAGGAGCCAUGACAAUCCAACAAAGGCCAGAGGAGGACCAGACAGGAUGGUACGCAACUGAUAAGACGCAGCAAAAGCAGCCUGUCUUUGAGCAACUUCAGUGGAGAUGCAGUGCUCAAACGUCUGUGGAUCCUGAAGAAAGUGGAGACAAUACAGGAGCCUCUCCAGAGAAAGGAGCCACAACCAUCCAACUAAAGUCAGAGGAGGACCGGACAGGAUGGUAUGCCGUUGAGAAGAAGCAGCAAAAGCCCAUUGUUGAGCGAUUUCAACCAAGGUGGAAUACUAGAGUGUCUUUCAAUCCUGAAGAAAGUGGAGAAAACACGAGAGUUGCUGAAGAGAAAGGAGCUACGACAGUGCAACUAAGGCCAGAGGAGAACCAGAUGGGACGGGAUGGCAGUGACAAGAUUCAGUGGAAGCCAAUCCUUGAGCGACUUCAGCUGAAGUGGAGUGCCCGUGUGUCUGUGGGUCCUGAAAAAAGCAGAAGACACAGAGAAGCUGGUGAAGGGAAAGUAGAACAACUUUCAUCAGCAGAACAAACAGGAUGUCAUAGCAGUGUGAAGAAGCCACGGUUGAAUAUCCUGGAGCAACUUCAACGAAAGUGGAGUGCUCGAGUAUGCAUGAAAACAAAUCAAAGGGGAGGCAAGACAAAAGCUGCUCAGAUGGCAUACUCUCCUGAUGAAUAUCCUGAAUUGAAGCCCACACAGACUACCACUGAGAAGCAAGAUUCUGUACCAGUUGAAGACCCAGUAAUGAAUCAUGAAAUAUCAUUCAUGGCAGAAUCCAACUUACAAGUGAAAUCAAAGGAAAAGAAACAAACUCAGACCUAUGAAAAUAUUCAGUCAGUUCAUGUUUUCAAUCAUCUUCAACCAAAGGGUAUUGAUCAUUUGUCCAUGACUGCAGGUCAAAGAAGCAAAAGUAGCAGAGAAGAGGAAGAGCCACACUUAAACAUGGCAUCAAGGGUCGAACAAAACGGGCUUUACAGCAGUGAGAGCAGUCAGUCAUUGGUUGAGGCAAAAACAAAGAACCAUGAAAGCAACAGAACAGUCAGAGCAGACCCCUCUGAUGCUGCUGCUGCUGGGGCUGCUGCUGCUGCUGCUGGGGCUAGGGCUGCUGCUGCUGCUGGUGGCGGUGUUCCUGCUGGUGCUGCUGCUGCUGCUGCUGCUGGGGCUGAGGCUGCUGUUGGUGCUGCUGCUGCUGGUGUUCCUGCUGCUGCUUCUGGAAUGGAUGAACUGGUUCUACAGAGAAAAUCUGGUGAAAUUAAUAACCAGGGAAUUAUUAAGGAGAAUGCAAAGCAUGACCGGCCCCGAAAGAAAACAUCUAAGGAAAAACAUAAGGUAACAAAAGAAGUCAGAGCUAUGGUUGAUGUAACUCCUUUAUCUGAAUCAGUCUCAGAGGAUGAUUCUGGAAGCUCAUUUAAAAGACAGGAUUCACUUAACUCAUAUAACACGUCAAUAGAUCUUAAAAAAGUUAAUGAACUUCUUAGAAAAAGAAAUAAAAAACUAGAAAAUGAGAAGAAUGCUCUGAAGAAGGAAAUAUCAGCAGCGAGAGAGGAGAAAUCAAAGUUAGAGGAUGAAAUUGUGCAAGAGGAUGAAGAAUUCUGGAACCUGAGGUUCACGCUAAGAAAGGAACUCAAGGAGACGAGGAAUAUCCAUUGCAUUUAUGAGAUGAUGAAGAAACAUUUAAGUGAAAAAGAAAAGUACCACAGGGAGAGAGCUGCAGCGACUCAGUACAUGAUGCAUAUGAUGACACGAGACCUGGAACUGCAGAAUACAAGGGACACCCUGAAGGAGUUGCAGGAAGCACAGGAUCAACACAUAGGAACUAUAAAAAUUGCCCAGAAGACAAAAGAUGACUUACAAAGGGUUGAACAUGAAAAUUCUGAGUUAAAGGUUAAAGUUAAAGAGCAAGCUAAGGAGAUCGAGAAGCUUAGCGGAUAUCUGCGAAACUCACCUGAGAGAGUGAAACAAAGUUCAAAGCAGACACACGCAGGAGUUGGAGAACCUUUGGAGGUAUCAUGUAAGAACAACAUUUCCCCAGUGAAUCAGAGAGGAAUCAGAAUCCAAAGUCUGCCGUCCGAACCCUCCCAAAGUAAACCGGUACAAGACCCAAAUACAAGCGCCCUGAAAAGCUAUGAGCAACAGUGUAUAGAAGAAUUAAGAAUUAGCAAUGCAUUAUUAUAUGAACGAUACAAUCUCCACAGGAAUAGGAGGCUAAAGGAAUCCCGCACUAAAGUUCACAUCACAGUGGAGCAGGGCACAUCUCCUCUGAAUACAUCAGAAACACGUUUUUCUCUUGAAAGCCCUUGUGUGGCAUGCACUUGCCCUCACCAAUAUUCCUUCCCACAUGAGGCUGUGGCUCUCCCAGGAAAUCCAAGGUCUUCUAACUACUGCUCACAAAGCUACCAGAGGACGAUUGAAGAAGAUGACAAAUCAGUCAAAGAACUUACAGAAUUAAAACAGUCUUUAGAAUGUAAAUUGUGUCACCAGAAGAGGAAAAACGAUGAAAUAGAAAAGGAGAUUAUUGGAAUUAAGAAAUUUUUGAAAAUGAAAAAAAUUGGGCAUAAAACUGGAGAAUGUAGUUCUCGUGGACAUUCAAGAACUGGGCAGUUUUGAGACACUAAGAAUGUGGCUAGACUUAGUCACAUGACUUGGUGGGCAGAUACAGCAUAUUUCCCCCAUGGCUACAGGACUCAGUAUGGAAGGCAUUCUUGAUAUAUUCUAGUGACAUCUCCUGGGACCACAGCAUCUGCACUGAACAUCUAGUUAACUUCUCUAACUGCAGCCUUGGAAAUCUGGCCUCAGCUGAAGCAACAGCCCUGGUCUAGGUGCCUCCUACUGUGAAGAUGACAAAGCAUUGCCCUUAAUAAUGUUUUUAAUUAAAAAGCAAAUUAUUACCUUUC